GUUGACACCUCCUUCCAAAGAAAGUGGUGGAUGACAGAGACGUCAGACGCGGAGAAACUUCUUAACCUUUUGAGGACUCUUCUACGUCGUGGUACCAGAGUCUCGCUUGAAAAGCAGUCUGCCACGACCACCGUCGCCUCCCGGGACUUUAGGAUCGAAGUCAUGGCCGAGAAACGGCGCUCGCCGUGCGCGCUCAGCGUCAAGGCGCACGCCUUCUCGGUGGAGGCGCUCAUCGGGGUGGAGAAGAGGCGCAGGACGGCCGGGGAAGGCGCGACGUCGCCCGGCUACGAUGUCCCGAGAACGCCGGCCAGUCCCGAACCUCCGGCGGCGACCAGGGCUCACAGCAGCGAGGCGGACUAUGCCAGCGACGGAUCCCAGAGCGAAGAUGCGCUCGUGUUGAGCCCGCAGCCCGCAGCCGUUUGCGGGAGCGAGGACCCACGCGUGGAGCUCCAGGGCUCGGACCUGUGGAAACGCUUCCACGAGAUCGGCACGGAGAUGAUCAUCACUAAGGCUGGAAGGCGGAUGUUCCCUGCUAUGCGUGUGAAAAUGUCCGGGUUGGACCCACACCAACAGUAUUACAUCGCCAUGGAUAUCAUCCCCGUGGACAACAAACGAUACAGGUACGUGUAUCAUAGCUCCAAGUGGAUGGUGGCCGGCAACGCCGACUCACCGGUACCACCCCGGGUCUACAUCCAUCCGGACUCGCCCGCUUCCGGGGAGACGUGGAUGCGACAGGUGGUCAGCUUUGACAAACUCAAGCUCACCAAUAACGAGCUCGACGACCAGGGACAUAUAAUCCUGCACUCUAUGCACAAGUACCAGCCGCGGGUGCAUGUUAUCCGAAAGGAGUGCGGCGAGGAGUUGUCCCCCGUGAAGGCCGUACCUGCCGGGGAGGGCAGUCGAACCUUCUCCUUCCCUGAGACCGUCUUCACCACUGUCACGGCGUACCAAAACCAACAGAUAACGAGACUGAAAAUCGACAGAAACCCUUUUGCUAAAGGCUUCAGAGACUCUGGUAGGAAUCGGAUGGGUCUGGAAGCCCUGGUGGAGUCGUACGCCUUCUGGCGGCCGUCGUUACGGACGCUCACCUUUGACGACAUCCCCGGCAUGGCCAAACAAGGAGUCCCGGGAACCCACGGAGGUGUCGGCGCAUCAGCACACCUGCUCUCGCCUUCGCCGUGCUCGUCACCCUUCCAGGUGUGCCCCCUGAGCCCGAGCGACUUCACCUGUAGCCGUCCGACCCUCCCACUCCACCGCUACGCCACCCCUACGGAGCCGUUCCAGCCACCACGUGGCCCGGCGUCCUUCGAGAGUGACACCUUCUGCCCUCUCCCACUUCCCACGUCGCAACUGGGCUACCUGUCCGGCCCCACCCCGCAGAGCUACUCUGGCCUCCGCCUUCACACGCCUCCCUACGGUCUCUAUGGCUACACCUUCCCGCCCUCGCCCCGCCUAGCCGCCAGCCCGGACAAAAUGGGCGCCAUGGCCAACCAGCAAAACGCCCUGCUGGGUUCGUCCCCUAGCGGGACGCUCACGGACAGCCUUGGGGUGCUUGCCGCAGGACAGCAGGGCUUCUUGUUCGACUCUCGGACUUUGGGGCUGGCAGGUAGCCCAUCGGGCAGCGGAGGCUCGCAGGUCGCGGCCCACCUGGGCUGAAAUUGGUCAUCAGACAUUCAAAAAGGACACUCAGGAACAAUUCAAACUUUGAGCUGUCCGUCCAUACAUUUCCUGUAGCGCUUAUCCUAAUGAGGGUGAGCUGGAACCUAUCCCAGUUGACUUUUGGUUGAAAAGGAAGGGUACACCUGAGACUGGUCGCCGGCCAAUCACAGUGAUUACAACUGGGGUAUGAAACUGGAAGCAAUUAUGGAAAGAGGAUGUCCAGUAAUUUAAAUGUGAGCACUUUUGUUCUUUUUGUUGGGAAGGAGACGCCAAACUUUCUUUUCAAGGAACAACAAUCAGUAUUCCACAUUAAAAUCAUAAUAAUGAAGUUACAUAUUCAUUUAAUAAAUAUGAGCCACCCUUUAGGCUGGAUUAACACUGUGGGUCUCAAUUAAGGCUGGAAUCACUCUUCAGGUCCAAGGGCCCUAAUCCAAGUAAAUACAGCUAGUCCCCGGGUUACGACUGAGUUCUGUUCCUACGCAGGCGACGUAAACCGAAUUUCCGCAUAAAUCGGAAUGAACCUUUUAAGUACCCCUAAAUACAGUGGUACCUCUACAUACGAAGUUAAUUCGUUCCUGGACCUUGUUCGUAAGUCGAAAUGGUCGUAUGUCGAGCAGGAUUUUCCCAUGAGAAUACAUUAAUAAUUCCAUUAAUUUGUUCCACAGCCCAAAAACCUACACUAAAUCCUUAAUAAAUGCAGCUGGUGCUAUUGCAAAUAGCCAUAACACAGAGCAAAACAAAUAAAUUAUGAAUAAAAAUCAUAAUAAUAAUAUAAUAACACCUGUAAUUAUGUAACAAAUCGGGUUCUAAUGGGGCGGAUGUGUUUUCUGUGGUGUACCUGAACGCACCGCGUGGCUGACUUGACAGAGUGAGAGAGGACAUUUUAGUUUUUUGUUCAGCUGCGGCGGACAGUUGGCAUGUUGUGUUGCACAACUUCUGAAAUAAAUGAUUAAAAACCUGAUGAAGCUGGCGAUUUUUUGGUACUGUUACCACAAUAUUAAUUGCCCCCUUACCUUAUAAAGACUGGCGAACAAAGGUCAGAGGAGGACCGUCAAAAUUAUAGACAUUCUACUGCCGAAUUGUCGAGCCAGUCACGGAACGGCGCACCACGCUCAUAUUUUUCUAUCAUUUCCAUCUUCCCACCCUGCACUAAUAUUCUUAGAACCCAUGUUGAUUUCUCUCCCAAGAAAAUCCGCCGAGCGUCCGCCUUGCGGGAAAACAAAGAAACUGAUGCUGUCAUAAACCGUCGUAUUUCGAGCAUGUAGAGCACGAUGUAGAUACAAAUGGCGAGUCAAAUUUUACGUCAGAUGUCGAAAAGAUCGUGUAUCGAAGCGAUUGUAUGUCAAGGUACCACUGUAUUCCCUAAAUCUCAAAAUAACGAUCCAAAAACCAGUAUUAUACAUCAUUGUACUGUCCUCACCAAGACGUUGGAGCUAAUUCCUAGCUAGACAGCGAGCUAAACUGUAAUCUUUCCCCUCUAUCCCUCACACUGCUGUGCGACUUUUUCGUGGCGCAAAUGCGCUCUUCCUUGUGUGCGCAAAUACGAUCUUCUUCGUGUGUGCAUAUGCUCUUUACUCACGUGUAGAAGUACUACCUGGUCUACGCUUCCUGCGCCAAAAUAAAAGCAUGCAUCACAAAACAAAAAGUCAACAUUAUAAUCAAAUACACAUAAAAUGAAGUAAAAAAAUAAGAUACUGUGAAGUAUAAUAAGGUACUGUUUAGGCUACUUGAAAAAAAAAACAAAAAAAAAAACAUUUGAGACAAAAUGGCGGACAUGACUCGGGCGUCGUAAAGCCGAAAUCACUUAAGCCAGGUACGUCGUAACCCGGGGACUACCUGUAACUAUAUUUAUUUUUGUUGCCUGUGUAUUUCGAAGUUUUUAGUGUUACAUCCCACAUGGGUGUAUAUAUUCACACGACGUAAGAAACAACUUGUAUGUGCAGACACAAAAUUUUGCUUAGGUCAACAAUUACACAAAUAAAAUGAGUGUAUAGUUGCCCUGAAAUAUGUAUAUAUCAUGUAAUUAAAAGAACAACAUUUUUAAGAAUUUAUUUCGACUCAGACUUUACACUUUCAACCAGCCGAUUUUAUAAUAGGAGGGACUGGGGACAACCGUGAACUGAGAAAAUCCGCGAACAUAUGCGGCUUUUAAAAUCAACACACAAGACCUUUUUUUUUUCUCCCAAAAACUUAGCUCCCAAAAAGUGGGAAAGUUCGUUAAAAAAGACAGUUCAUUGGGGAGGGCUUGUGAAAAUUUAAAAAAAAUAUUAAACGAGCAAACCCCAAACAGGUUGGGCUCGCCUUUAUAUGCCUCUAAUGUGUAUCCAUCAUGUUUCAUAUUUUGAUUAUGUUAAAUUCCCAAUGAAAAGCUAUACAUACAGUAUCACCUAUUUGCACUCGUAUUGGUCCAUAUUCCAUAGGUAAUGCAGUAUUUGGAAGAAUCGCGAUUCUCACCUGAAGAGAUCUUAGGCUAGUUUCAUACCGCAGGUCUUAAUGUGCAAUUCCGAUUUUUUGGGUCAUGUCUGUUUUCUUUGUCCAUUGAGCCCGUUCAGGUAUCACACAUGCACACUAAUUCGCAGUCCGAGAUGCGCUGAGCAAACUGACCUGCAUGUGCAGGAGCAUCAAAACAAAUGACCACACAUGCUGGCUCAACGCCAUUCAUGGGUGAUCAUAUUUUGAUUUCUGAAAAGAGGACACAAAUAACAAUACAUUAAUAAUCCCUGUUUAGUCUUAUUUUCAAAGUUUAAAUGAAUUGAUAGCAUGCACGCACUGUCCGUGGACGACACACACACAUAUGGACAGUUGUCCCUGACUCUCGGCCGUGUAGGCAAUCUUGAAAUAUUGCGCAUUUGGAGCAGAGAGAAAACUGAGCAUUCUCAGGCUUAUCAUCAACCCAUUUUAUUGUUUUUUAUGACUGUUGUCAAGCCCACCCCUUCCCCAAAAGGCGCAUUCAAGCUAGGCGCUAAUGCUAAUGCAAAGCUGCACCGCUACCAUAGUGCCCUGUCUCUCUCACUAUUUGCUCACGUAAUUGCUGCAUGAAUUCCGAUUUGGGGGACUUAACAAUUCAGACCGCAGCCACACUUUGGAAAAAUGUGGACCAGAUCGGAUUUUAACCACAUUCAAAAGAAACCUAGAUCGGAUUUGAAAAGGUCCACUUUUAUGCGACUUUUCCCGUUCAGACCAUAAACUUAAUGCCUCACUCGAGUCAGAAAAACACGAAAAAAUCGGAUUUGUGUCUGAAGACCUGCAGUAUGAACCUAGCCUUAUUUAAUGCAGUAUUUUGAGAUACUACAGUAUACCAAAACAGCAAAAAACUAGGGAUGUCCCAAUCGCAUAUUUUUGCACCCGAGUCCGAAUCACCUAAAUUUGAGAAUUUGCCGAUACCGAGUCCCGAUUGAAUAAAAGUUCCAAACAUGUUACAAUACUGUACUUUUUACACUACUUCCUCUCCCGCUACUACGCAAGUGUAUAGUAUAUAUAUAUAUACUAUAUGUUUUUGUAU
Molecule: messenger RNA, 5161 nt
Organism: Corythoichthys intestinalis (scribbled pipefish)
Lineage: Eukaryota; Metazoa; Chordata; Actinopteri; Syngnathiformes; Syngnathidae
Gene: tbx18
Product: T-box transcription factor 18
Exons: 8
Coding region: 31-1656 (541 amino acids)
Biological process (GO): somitogenesis; regulation of transcription by RNA polymerase II; positive regulation of DNA-templated transcription
Cellular component (GO): nucleus
Molecular function (GO): RNA polymerase II cis-regulatory region sequence-specific DNA binding; DNA-binding transcription factor activity, RNA polymerase II-specific
Source: RefSeq, a predicted model, not a curated record